Molecule: messenger RNA, 1518 nt
Organism: Centrocercus urophasianus (Greater sage-grouse)
Lineage: Eukaryota; Metazoa; Chordata; Aves; Galliformes; Phasianidae
Gene: BFSP2
Product: beaded filament structural protein 2
Exons: 7
Coding region: 1-1518 (505 amino acids)
Biological process (GO): intermediate filament organization
Cellular component (GO): intermediate filament
Molecular function (GO): structural molecule activity
Source: RefSeq, a predicted model, not a curated record
AUGCCCUUGCCCAGGCGCCGGUCGUCCUUCCUGGGGCAGCAAGCCCCUUCCUCUGCCACCGAGAGCGUGGGGGGCCCGGGGCGCCGGGUGAGUGUGGGCAGCCUGUCACGGCCGCCUGGUGUCUAUGUGGGUGCCGUGCCCACCGGAGGAGUGAGCAGCUUGGGCACCCGCGUGUCCCGCCGAGCACUGGGGAUCAGCAGCGUCUUCCUGCAAGGCCUGCGCAGCUCCUGCUCCGCCGUGCCCCUGGCCACAGGGCUGGAGAAGGGCAGGGGGCUCUCCUAUGAGAGCCUGAACGGCUGCCUGGUGGAGUACAUCGAGAAGGUGCGGGCCCUCGAGCAGGUCAACCAGGAGCUGGAAGAGCACAUCCGAGUCUACCUGGACAAGAAGUCCUCCAGCGUGGGCAGCUGGGGCGCGCUGCGGGAGAGCUGGGAGGCCGUGUACCACCAGGUGGGCGAAGCAGUCCUUGAGAACGCCCGUCUCAUGCUGCACACCGAGAACAUUCAGGCCUCUGCUGAAGACUUUAAGGACAGGUAUGAAAAUGAACAGCCAUUCAGAAAGGCAGUGGAAGAUGAAAUUAAUUCCCUUUACAAAGUGAUUGACGAUGCUAAUUUAACUAAAAUGGAUCUGGAGAGCCAGAUAGAAAGCAUGAAAGAGGAGCUAACUUUGCUGUCAAAGACUCACGAAGAAGAUGUGAAGGUAUUGUACAAACAGCUUGCUGGAUCUCAGCUGGAAGAACUUGAUGUUCCUCUGGGAAGUGGCCUGGACAACAUACUGGAAAAAAUCAGAAUCCAUUGGGAGAGAGACAUUGAAAAGAAUCGUGCUGAGGCAGGUGCCCUGCUCCGUACCAAGCAACAGGCUGAAGCGACAGCUGCAGUGCGAAGCCAAGAGGAAGAACUGGUAGAGGGCCUGAGAACUGAGUUCCAUGAAACUGCCUGCAAAAUACAGAGCUUGCAAGCCGAAACUGAGUCCUUGAGAACCUUGAAGAGGGGUCUGGAGAAUUCCCUAUACGAUGCCAAGCACUGGCAUGAGAUCGAACUGCAAAACCUGGGCUCUGUCAUUUCCAAGCUGGAGGCAGAGAUGGCAGAAAUCAAAGCAGAAACUGAGCAGCAGCAGCGGGAUCGUGAGAAUCUGCUGACCAACAAGCAGCAGCUAGAGAAAGACAUUGCUGCAUAUCACUGCCUUCUGGAUGGAGAGCAAAGCAGGAUUCACGAGGGACACACUGAUAUCCCGGCUAUAGGAGCGCCGUACGAGCACCACUCCGCGGGCGCUGAGAGGAAUGAGCCGUUAUCCCGAGGCGGGAAGCAGCCAACGUUCGGCGCCACCCGCGCCCGGCACGCGCCGAGAAGCCCCAACGCGCACGCGCAACCACAGCCCCACCCAUCCCGCCGCCUGAGCCCAACGGUCCCCGGUGCGCCCGCCCUCGCGCCUCCUCGACCAAUCGGCAUCCGCGCCGUCACCUCCCCGCACGCCACGCAUUCUAGCGUCGCGACGUCAGCGGCUCGCCCCGGAGGCUUCUGA